UCACUCAAAGACAUGACGCUCCCUGCGUACUCGCGCAUUCUUUCCCCCCUCUUACUUUCCCUUCUGUGAACUUUGCUGAAAACCACACAGUCUUCUGUCUGUAUCAGAGAAGGAGAAAAAGAAAUGAGGACGGACCGAGACCUCCGCUUCUGACAGCCGAGCUACCUUGAUAAUGCCACAGUCUCCUCGUUGAUGAGACAAUGAGAACCUACACUCGUGGGGCCCCCACAGUCUUCUUCAUAAGUUUCCUGUGGCUAUUGCUUUUCCUGAAAGAAGAAUUAACAAUUGCAGAGGUGGACCCCAGUGGUGGAAUCCCCUUCAUGGGAGGCAAUUAUGAUGGUCAUCCCAUGCUGUACUUCACUCGUGGAGAAGUGGAGGAAUUACAGUACGCUUCAUCAGGAACACAUCAAGAAAUGGCCAGGAGAAUUCGAGAGGCUGCGGAGACAAUGUUGGAGCAUCCAGAGGAGUACUUACCCCCGUGGAGCCCGGCUGAGUUCAGUGCCCGUUGGAAUGAAGUGUAUGGAAACAACCUGGGCGUACUGUCCAUGUUCUGCCUGCUUUACCCCCACAGAGCUGGGGCCCUCGACUUUGCCAAGGACUACAUGGAGCGGAUGGCUGCUCAGCCUAGUUGGUUAGUCAAGGACGCCCCUUGGGAUGAAGUUCCUUUGGCGCACUCUUUGGUUGGCUUUGCCACGGCUUAUGACUUUCUCUAUGAAUACCUAAACAAAGACCAACAGGAUCGGUUCCUGCAGGUGAUUGGAAAUGCGUCACGUCUGAUGUACGAGAAGUCGUAUGUGAGAGGCUGGGGAUUCCAGUACUUGCACAACCACCAACCCACCAACUGUGUAGCUCUGCUCACAGGGAGCCUGGUUUACAUGACUCAAGGCUACCUUCAGGAGGCCUACCUGUGGACUAAGCAGGUGCUAUCCAUCAUGGAGAAGUCCAUGGUCCUCCUGCGGGAUGUGACAGACGGCUCACUGUAUGAAGGAGUUGCUUAUGGGACCUACACCACCCGCUCUCUAUUCCAGUACAUGUUCCUGGUGCAGCGUCACUUUUCCAUUGGUCACUUUGAUCACCCCUGGCUCCUAAGGCACUUUGCCUUUCUCUACAGGACUAUCCUGCCUGGGUUUCAGCGGACCGUAGCUAUUGCAGAUUCCAACUACAACUGGUUCUACGGGCCAGAAAGUCAGUUGGUUUUCUUGGACCGCUACGUGUUGCGUAAUGGCAGUGGAAACUGGCUGGCAGAUGUUAUUCAUCAAAACAGGGUAGUGGAAGGGCCAGGGCAGGCUGGAAAAGGCCAGCGCUGGUGCACUCUUCACACAGAGUUAAUCUGGUAUGACCCAAGCCUGAUCCCCAAACCCCCAUCAGACUUCGGAACAUCGCGGCUCCACCACUUUGAAGACUGGGGCGUGGUCACAUACGGUGGCGCCUUACCUGCAGACACCAACCGCACUUUCAUCUCCUUUAAGUCGGGCAAGCUGGGAGGACGCGCCAUCUUUGACAUUGUCCACAAAAACAAGUACAAAGAGUGGAUAAAAGGAUGGCGGAACUUUAAUGCCGGCCACGAGCACCCGGACCAGAACACUUUCACCUUUGCACCCAAUGGCUUUCCAUUCAUCACAGAGGCACUGUACGGACCCAAGUACACGUUGCUGAAUAACGCAGUUUUAUUUGGCUCGGCCAUCUCAGGGAGUUGCUUCCAGCCAUGGGUAGGGCAAGUGACAGAAGCUUGUGACUCCAAGUGGUUGAUCUAUAAGGUUGGACUGGCAGCUGACACUCAAGGCAGAAUAGAAGCUGCUAUGGAGAGACAGGGAAUGAUCUUUAUUCGCGGUGAGGGUCGUUCAGCUUAUAGUCCGGAUCUGAAAAUUAGGAACUUUCAGAGGAACCUGCUCCUUCUUCAUCCUCAGCUCUUACUCGUUGUGGAUCACAUACACCUGGAUGCUGACAGCCCGACAUGGGCCAUGAGUGCCUUCUUUCACAACACGGAACUACCAUUCCAGGACGCCAAGGCGGACAAUGUUCACGGAGCAUUCGUAUCACACGGUGAGGACAAAUACAAGAUGUUCUGGUUGGAUGACACUGGCUAUAGUAAUAAAGGAGUCAUAGGGUAUUGGAAUUACCCACGAGGAUAUCCGUAUAAUGGCUCUAACUAUGUGAACAUCACGAUGCCACUGAGGUACCCUUACACAAGGGUGGCGUACAUUUUUUACGGACCAGGAGUAGACAUAAAAAGUUUUAGCCUGCGUGGCGACGACCAAAGAGUGGAUAUUCACCUAGACGCCGUGGACCACACUUACACUGUCUAUCUGCUGACCGGAGAGGUCACCAGCAAACCGCUGUAUAGCAUGGUGCUGCUGGACAACAAGAAGGUUGUAUUCGAAAAAGCAGCCGCUGCAGUGGACACAUCGCCGGAGGAAGUUGAGGAGUACGUCAACGUGAUGGAGGACAAUCUCCAACACGUUAAGCCGGUCUUUCAACAAAUGGAGAGACACAUUCUUGGACGGGUUCUAAACACCGCCAGCUUUAGAAAAACAGCGGAGCGCCUCCUCCAGUUCUCUGACAAAAGAAAGACGGAGGAGGUCAUCGAGAAGAUGUUCGCCAUGUCCAGAAAGCAGGGCAAGGCUAAAGGCGGCAAGAGGGUGAACCUUGCGGAAAAACUGUCGGAGACUCUCCCUGACAUUUUUGCACAAAUCGAAGUGAAUGAGAAAAAGGAGAGGCAGAAAACGUCCAAGCGUACAUACGAGGACAGUCCAGAAGAGGGCGAUGCGGACUCAAAGGCCUUCAUUGAUUACACGGACAGUCGCAAAAAUAAGAAAGGCGGCUUCGUCAAGGGCCGCAAAUUCAAAGAGGUUCCCAUGGCGACAGUAGGGAGUGAGGGCGUAUCCAGCACAACCUCUUACAUCCGACUCUUCCUCCUGCUGAACACUGCCACCUUCUUUUUGCUGCUCGCCGUGUUGCUGAUGUGCUUUCAGAAGGGUCGGAGCUUACACACGCAGAGAUGUUUCUACACCAUCCUUCUGAUUGACUGCUUCAUUUUACUGUAUCUCUACUCGUCCUGCUCUCACACGCAGUGCUAACAUUGCGAGCAGGAGGCGAAACCUAUGUCUGGCUACAUCCACGCGAUUGUGUUUUUGUUCUAAAAAGCACCUCAUCCGCUAUAGUUACACCCGCCAGUUCACACUACCUUAACAUGGUUGAAGAAGCAGACAAAGAUCACAUCCGCUGUUGCUGUAUGACCAAAACUUAACUUCCGAUUAUUCGAAUUUCAACACAUAAAUACGUUCCUCACCAGAAAAGAAACGAAACAUCACCAUUUUGGGGAUCAAUUUUCAGGGGUCGCGAAUCGGCUAAUACGUGAGUAUGUACGGUUUAUAAUAAUGUAUUGUUAUGCCAAC
Cynoglossus semilaevis (tongue sole) is the source of this 3395-nucleotide messenger RNA. It is a transcript of the gene dse, whose product is annotated as dermatan sulfate epimerase. Bases 201 to 3077 code for a protein of 958 amino acids. The record is from RefSeq and is a predicted model, not a curated record. Gene Ontology annotation, molecular function: chondroitin-glucuronate 5-epimerase activity. Lineage: Eukaryota; Metazoa; Chordata; Actinopteri; Pleuronectiformes; Cynoglossidae. The transcript is spliced from 6 exons.